This is a messenger RNA of Spizellomyces punctatus DAOM BR117, 1019 nucleotides long. Its product is annotated as 6-phosphogluconolactonase. The record is from RefSeq and is a predicted model, not a curated record. Lineage: Eukaryota; Fungi; Chytridiomycota; Chytridiomycetes; Spizellomycetales; Spizellomycetaceae. The coding region runs from base 102 to 842 and encodes 246 amino acids. Gene Ontology annotation, biological process: pentose-phosphate shunt; carbohydrate metabolic process. Gene Ontology annotation, molecular function: 6-phosphogluconolactonase activity. The transcript has 2 exons.
CGAGAGCGUUUCAGCCAAGUUUAUUUGGCCAUCGUCCUUUCAAAAACUUGCAGGGCGCAACCACAACCACAUCUCAUCGCGAACAUUUCAAGGCGCACACCAUGGCUCAACCCGAAUUAUACGUGUUCCCAACCCCUGAUGACAUUUCAGCUGCUCUAAACGUAUUCGUGGCUGGAAAGUCUCGCGAUGCCAUUGCUCGGUCGGGCCGUUUCACUAUAGCGCUCAGCGGCGGCUCGCUUCCCAAAGUACUUGCCAAACAACUGAAAUCUAACAAAUCCAUUGACUGGUCAAAGUGGCACGUUUUCUUUGCGGACGAGCGCCUCGUUCCCCUUGACCAUCCGGAUAGCAACUAUCUAUUGGCCAAACAGGAGCUCUUGGACCAUGUUCCUAUUCCACAUGAACAAAUCUAUACAGCGGACCCCAACGUAGACCGUGAAACGGCUGCAAAAAAGUAUGAGGAGCAUUUGAAGAAAGUGUUUGGCAGCCAAGAUAUCCCUUCUUUUGAUCUGAUCUUGUUGGGGAUCGGACCAGAUGGACACACGUGUUCCUUGUUUCCGGGGCACCCAUUGCUUGAUGUAAAGGACCGCUGGGUGGCUUCUUUGGAUGAUAGUCCGAAGCCACCACCGACCAGAAUCACGUUCACCUAUCCGCUGUUGAACAAUGCGGACACCAAUGCUUUUGUGGUGACCGGAGACGGAAAGGCAGAGACUGUCUAUAAGAUCUUGGAGAAGAGGGAAGACUUUCCCGCUGGAAGAGUCAAAGCCAAGCAUCGUCUCAUCUGGUUUACUGACAAUGGUGCUGCAAAGCUGUUGACAAUCCCCGCCUCCAAAUUUUCCUUGUAAAAAGAAUUCUUCGCUUGUAACAUAGCAUGUAUAGCACUGGAUAUAGCAUGUGCAUGUACAGAGUAGAUUGAAAUUGGCAGCUGAAGCAAAUUGCGGAGUGAACAUUCUUUUCAAAAACUAUCAACAUUUGCUUUAUACAGUGAGAUAAAAACCUCAAUAUUUACACAAGAACCGAUC